UUCUCAUUUCCAAACCAUGUCGAGUGAUUCCUUCCCUUCGUUCUUCUAAACUUCUAAGCCUGAACAGGCGCGUGUAUUACUUCUACUUCACGCUCGUUUUCUUCUUCUUCUAAACCCUAAUUCUGAGGGUUUUGCUGAUACAUACCAAUCUAUAAUUACUGUCAUAAAUGAAAUUGGGGGAUUCGUUACUUUCGUAGACAAUCUCAACAGGGCCAGUAGGAAGAUGGGUCAGGCAUUUCGUCGAGCAUCUGGAAGAUUCCGUACAACUUCGACCACUGAUGCGACGUCGUCUUGGUCCACUCCCAAGAACGUUGUUGAUAGAAAGCCUCCCACUGUUACAACCACCAUCAACGAAGAGAUCCCCAAAACCGCCCAGCUUGGGGCUGCCCCCGAUUCUGAAGAUGUAAAUUUGGGAAGAAAUGUUGAUAAUGUACUUGAAGAACGAGACCCGAAAUUCGAUGCCAUGCUUGGUCAGAUGGUGGGUAGAAUCAAAACUAAGCCUGGGGGAAAACUGGAAAUGGGUGAGGCAUUUGUGGUAGAACAGUAUAAGAGACCGCUGCCAAAACUACGAAACACAAAACCAGAUUACAGCUCUAUUGAAGAUGCUCAGACUCCUUCUGGAACCCUAAAUGUUGCUCAGCUUCGCCACAUUGUUCUUCUGCAUGAAGGUAAGGCUGCUGAUCAAAACGGUCCAAUGAACGCACAACAAAUUGCCGAAAAAUUUCGUGUUGAUGUUGCGGAAGUUCAUAAGAUCUUGCAGUUCAUAUCACUGCCUCCAGAAGAGGAGAAAAAGAAAGACGGGAACAAAUUUUGAUUACUUGCUGGCUUUGUCUCACUCUUCUGCCAAAACUAACACAUUUGAUAAAUAAAGAUGGCUUGUAAGGCGCUGGAUUUUUUCUUUUCUUACUAAAAUUUCUUUGAUAUCUUAUUCAAAUUGAUUAUAGAGAAAUACUAUACAACGGAUAUCUGUCUUCUAUUUUGUUAAACAUGUAGAAAUUCUUUUGUUCUGAGUUAUAUCAGUUAUUCAAGUUAUCAAUCAAACUUCUGUUGACCAA
Molecule: messenger RNA, 1055 nt
Organism: Cannabis sativa
Lineage: Eukaryota; Viridiplantae; Streptophyta; Magnoliopsida; Rosales; Cannabaceae
Exons: 3
Coding region: 224-814 (196 amino acids)
Source: RefSeq, a predicted model, not a curated record